AUGACCCGGAGAGGGAGAGUCGCUCCCAGGAGCUGGUUACUCUGGCUGGGCGAACUGGAAGCCUUGUCCUCCCGUGCUCGGACAUGGACUGUGAGUCGUGAACGGGUCUACCCCACGGGGAUGAAGAGAGGGCGGGUGGCGAUUGGAGAUCCAAAUCGCUUGCGGUGGUAUAAAAGGGGUACAUUCUACGGUGGUUAUAUUACCGACGAUAAGCAGAUAUGGCCACAUGCAUCAGAGCCACGGCGCGGAUCGAUACCUGCCGUGAUACCAUCCAGUUCCGAGUGCACUCAGGGCCAAUAUAUUACGUCAGAGCGAGGUCUGUGGGCAGUAGUCUCUCAGAGAUAG
Uncinocarpus reesii 1704 is the source of this 345-nucleotide messenger RNA. RefSeq lists its product as uncharacterized. The transcript is spliced from 2 exons. The record is from RefSeq and is a predicted model, not a curated record. Lineage: Eukaryota; Fungi; Ascomycota; Eurotiomycetes; Onygenales; Onygenaceae. The coding region runs from base 1 to 345 and encodes 114 amino acids.